Schizophyllum commune H4-8 is the source of this 1058-nucleotide messenger RNA. RefSeq lists its product as uncharacterized. NCBI's taxonomy places the organism in Eukaryota, Fungi, Basidiomycota, Agaricomycetes, Agaricales, Schizophyllaceae. The transcript is spliced from 2 exons. Gene Ontology annotation, molecular function: transcription cis-regulatory region binding; DNA-binding transcription activator activity, RNA polymerase II-specific. Gene Ontology annotation, cellular component: RNA polymerase II transcription regulator complex. The record is from RefSeq and is a predicted model, not a curated record. Bases 123 to 905 code for a protein of 260 amino acids.
CUUACUCAGCUUCUGACUAAUCGUUCGGGGGCGCGUCCAGAGUAAUGCUUGGAUUUCAGCAGCAACCGCCGGCGAACCAUGGCGUUCACCAACUCCCCACACAUCCCGCACCGACAGACGACAUGGGUCAGCAGCAACAACAGCCGCCACAGCCCGUAGUCGCGCACCAACAACAACCCCAGCCCACACCUUCCCAGCCUCCUCCUGCCCCCACGCGGGGACGGAAGCGCAAGUCCCCGCCGAGCAAGGAUCAGGGCCAACAGCAGCCACCGCCACCCCCAGGCGCCGUCAUGACCGCACCUAUGCCUGUUCCCCUCCCACCACACAUGAUCGCCCAUCUCCCCGGUCCCCUCCCUCCUGGCUUCGUCUAUGCGCCCUCCGACUUUACGCCCGGCGGUAUGCCGCAGCAGCAGAAUGGCGCGUCCAGUCCAGAGGACGGAUCGGUGCAGCUCGAGGUGCAGGUGGAGGUCCCGGUGGACGGGCAGCAGCAGAAUCGCGCUCAAGGCCGCCAGCUCAGCACGAGCAAGCGGGCCGAGCAGAACCGCAAGGCCCAGCGCGCAUUCCGCGAGCGCCGUGACCAACAUGUCAAGGCACUUGAGUCCCGCUCGCAGCUCCUGGACGCUGCCCUCGCCUCCGCGGAUGAGGCGAAUCGCCGAUGGGAGGAGUGUCGCACGCUCGUUGACCAACUGCGCGUGGAGAACGCUGCGUUGCGUGCCGCGCUGAGUCAGGCGCAAAUGCUGCCGCCGGGCGCAACCAUUGUCGUCGGACCGCACGACCAGCAGCAGCAACAGCAACAACAUCCGCAGCAGCAGCCCCAGGACCCUCAGUCCGUAGCCCAGGACGAACAGGACAACGACCCUGUUAUACGCUCGCAGCCGGUACGGGAGGAUGGCGAGCAUGCAUGACCCGUUCUUCGCAAUGUUGUACAAUUAAGUUCAGUCUCGUGGAUUGUUUGGCAGUCGAAUGCAAUGUUAGGGUUUCUUGUUCACCUCGCGUCUGCUUGACAAGUACAUGAGAUAUCCAGGAUCGCACUCGCAAGCUCGAGCCAGAGAGUCCCG